UCCUCCGUCGUCUUGAGAGCUGUCAGCAGUUCAAAACCCCUCACUUGUUAUGCCCGCUUACCAUCAGUUGUAAGUUGCGGAGUAAAGCAUUAUUCAACAAAUCAUGAUGCUGAUGUUGUCGUCAUCGGAUCAGGACCUGGUGGUUACGUAGCUGCCAUCAAAGCAGCACAACUUGGUUUCAAGACUGUCAGCGUAGAAAAAAAUGAAACCCUUGGAGGAACUUGCCUCAAUGUUGGUUGCAUUCCAUCAAAGGCUUUACUUCAUAACUCUCACUACUAUCACAUGGCACACUCAGGAGAGCUGGCUGAGAGAGGAAUUGAAGUUGCCGACGUGAAGUUAAACUUGGACAAAUUAAUGCAAGUUAAAAAGAAUGCUGUCAAAUCGUUAACAGGAGGUAUCUCUCAUCUCUUCAAAUCCAACAAGGUGACGGAACUUCAUGGUCAUGGCAAAAUCCUCAACCCCAAUGAGGUAGCUGUUUUGGGACCGGAUGGCACUGUGACUGACACCAUCAAAACAAAAAAUAUUGUCAUCGCCACUGGUUCUGAAGUUACUCCUUUCCCAGGAAUUGAGGUGAAUGAAGAGACAAUCGUUUCCUCCACGGGAGCACUCUCCCUCAAGAAAGUUCCUGAAAAGCUCGUAGUCAUUGGUGCUGGAGUCAUUGGAUUAGAGCUUGGCUCCGUCUGGGGAAGGCUUGGUUCCCAAGUCACUGCCAUUGAAUUCCAAAACGCCAUCGGAGGGGUUGGUAUUGACGGAGAGGUAGCUAAAACUUUCCAGAGAAUCUUAACGAAACAAGGAAUGGCUUUCAAGCUCGGCACAAAAGUUGUGGGAGCAACACAAGAAGGCAGCAAUAUUAAAGUUCAAGUAGAAAAUGUUAAGAAAGGAACUCAAGAAACUCUCGACUGUGACGUAUUAUUAGUCUGCGUCGGAAGACGUCCAUACACGAAUAACCUAGGAUUGGAAGAAUUAGGAAUUGAGCGCGAUGAGAAGGGAAGAAUACCUGUCAAUUCCAGGUUCCAGACCGUCAUUCCCAACAUCCAUGCAAUUGGAGACUGCAUUCAUGGACCCAUGUUGGCCCAUAAAGCCGAAGAUGAAGGAAUCGUCUGUCUUGAGGGUAUUGCUGGAGGACCUGUACACAUUGAUUACAACUGCGUACCCUCAGUCAUUUACACUCACCCUGAGGUUGGCUGGGUUGGCCGAACAGAGGAAGAUCUCAAGAAUGACAAAAUUGAAUAUAAAGUUGGAAAAUUCCCAUUCGCAGCCAACAGCCGAGCGAAAACGAACAACGAUGUCGAUGGUUUUGUGAAAGCUCUAGCCGACAAGUACACUGACAAGUUACUUGGCUGUCAUAUCAUUGGACCUGGUGCUGGAGAACUGAUCAAUGAGGCUGUAUUAGGAAUGGAAUAUGGUGCAUCAUGUGAAGAUAUUGCUAGAGUUUGCCAUGCUCACCCGACAUGUUCUGAAGCAUUGAGAGAAGCAAACCUGGCCGCUUACUCUGGAAAAGCCAUCAACUUCGGUUAAUCAAUCUAACAAAUCCGCUGAAAGUCUGGUUUCAACACCAUCCACACAUCAAGGAAAAAAGAAAAGUAUAUUAAUAUCAACGGUUUCUCCCAACACUGCUAGCUUUAAAGUUCCAUAAAUCUGUGCACUUCCUCAGCCUUUUUGCAUUUUCACCCUGUACUUAUUUCUUGCUUUUGUCAUCAAAGUAAAAAGAAUGAAUGUAUAGGCUAGUAUAUCUUUGCUCUACAUGAUACUCUCAGAUACCUAAGUCCUGUCUAAUGACCGCACUGUAAAUCCUUCAAGUCCAGAAUUAUGAAUUUUUAUUGUAAAAUCUACUUAUUCAUUUUACAUACUUUCAUCAGGGUCAUGCUAACUUCUUCCAUAAAUUAUUUUUUCCAGUGAGCUAAUUUUUAAAAUUGAUAGAUAAAGCGAUAGGCAAAGAGAUAAUGAAGCAAUCCUAUUGGUUGAAAUGGGUGGUCACAAUGGACAAAUGAGGUAAGUACCUAAUAGACUGACUAACAUCAACUUAGGAGAGACCCUAUAGUUAGUCCAACAUUUACUCUUCUAGUUUUUUUAACAACCACCUGAUUCAACAAAUCGGAUCGCUCCAUUUUCGCUUUGUCUUCAUUGUCUAUCGAUUUCAAUGACCUGCUUGCAGUGGAGUUAAAGCUUAUAAUUUGUGCCAUGGAAAGUAGUUAGCACUGAAUUUUGCCAGAAAGCCCUGUAAAAUGAUCACCUAAUCAUUAACGCCUUUUAGCCUUGUAUAAUUUUAAAAUAUAUAUUUGUCUUUUUUCCUGCUGUUUAAUUUAAAGAAUAAUCCUUCCAUGAAGGGUGCCAUCUUUUAAAUUAAAGGUUAUUAAAUUUGUGAGAGACGCGUUUACUUUUUAUUUUCACCAGUUAAUAUUCUUGCGGAAGGAUGUGCAGGUUUCUUCCAUACCUUGUAUGUCUUCAGUUUUUAGGCAAGUAAAUCCUACAGUAUGUCACUUCUAUGAAGAAAGAGCAUAUUAAAAUCUAUUCAUAAAAUGUCUUGUGCUUGAACCAAGAAUAACUUUUCCUGUUAUCAUUUGAAUUUAUCCAAUAAAGUUUCUCUCCUCAGAUUAAUCUUCUGUAUAUAUUAAGUACUUCAUGACUUGAAUAAGAAGUUUCUCCAGGGGUGAAUGAAUAGAGUAACUUAGAUUUAAAUAUAAUUGUUUCUCAGGUAGACAAUUAAUCACUAUAUUUAAGGCUCUGUUACUGUAUACUUUCAUUUCGAAAUUCAACUUCAAAAAUUUUAAUUGUCAUACACUUUCGUAAUGAAGAAUAAAAAUCUACUUAAAAUUCUAAGCCAAAUUGCAUCAGUCAUUUAAGACAUUGUUACUUUCUAUCCAAUCAUUUUCCAAGUUUCUUAUCAAUUGUUUUAUUUUGAAGAUUUUUGCGUCUUUAGUUACUCGGAGAUAAUGAAGAAAUGAAGUAGGGAGUACCUAUUGUUAGGAACACCUCGUUCUCAUAACAGAGCUGUAGUUUUGGCUUUGAAUACGUCAUUUUAUGCAAUGAGUGCAGGUGCCUAACAGUUACAAAACUGUAAACCAUGUUAACAAUUACUGACAUGCGCUCAAUAUUGUGCAAGUCAGUAAUUAUGUACGUGGUUUACGUUUUUGAACUUCUCAGCGUGGUUCUCUGGAGUAAUUUUAUUUUUCAACAAGUAUUUUACUUUAAAAAAUUGCACCGAUUACCUCUGAGUUCCACCAAUAUUUCCUAGAAACAUUUCCAACCAAGUAAAAUUCUAUCCACAUACUAAAUAAUGAGUAUUUUAAUCCCCAUUUCUUUAAAUGCUAAUAGGAAAAGGUUGAUAUGUAAUUGUGUAAAUACUGGUUUUAACUGUAAAAUUUUGUCUGAAUUUUACUAUGUUCUGUUAUUAUUGUUAUGUGAGAAUAUUCUCUCAAGUAUUACAAAAUUAUUUGUAAUUUGGUUAAUAAAAAGAGUCGAAGUGAGUACCGGUGAA
This is a messenger RNA of Bemisia tabaci, 3478 nucleotides long. Its product is annotated as dihydrolipoyl dehydrogenase, mitochondrial. Gene Ontology annotation, molecular function: flavin adenine dinucleotide binding; dihydrolipoyl dehydrogenase (NADH) activity. The record is from RefSeq and is a predicted model, not a curated record. Gene Ontology annotation, biological process: pyruvate metabolic process; 2-oxoglutarate metabolic process. Lineage: Eukaryota; Metazoa; Arthropoda; Insecta; Hemiptera; Aleyrodidae. Gene Ontology annotation, cellular component: oxoglutarate dehydrogenase complex; mitochondrion.